AAACUCAUAUCCUAUUUAAAGUAUAUCUUUUAUCUGAAUUGUCUGGGGCAAGAUGCGGGCUUUAAAAACAGGCUAAUAAGCUAUUAUUUCCGUCGAGAUUAUACUAAUAUAAUUAAUAGUAUGUAUCCUAAUUAUAUUAUUAAUUUUCUCGAGGCUAAUAGCUAUUUUAGGUAA
Hyaloscypha bicolor E is the source of this 174-nucleotide messenger RNA. RefSeq lists its product as uncharacterized. The record is from RefSeq and is a predicted model, not a curated record. The annotation marks the transcript as partial. NCBI's taxonomy places the organism in Eukaryota, Fungi, Ascomycota, Leotiomycetes, Helotiales, Hyaloscyphaceae. The transcript has a single exon.